CGUACAUACGUUCCCCAUAAAAGAUUGGUACACACCUCUCUCAUCAUUGCUUCGUAUUUGGCUGUUGAUCGAUAGUGCCGAAAUAAUAAUGUUUUUAUCCGUUGAAAAACUGUUUCGUUACGGAGUGUUAAUACUGCUAUGGAUCAGAUCGAGCUACCAACAGGAAGAAGACAUACCCCAUAACGAAGUAAAAAACUGGGCCUUGAAAUUUGGCGUAGAUUUAUGGGAAUUCGGCAAACAGGUGACGAAAAUGAGCGAGAUACAAAGGAAAUAUCACGGUAUGGAAGCUGAAGUUGUGAGGAAGGAUGGUCUGGUGUUAGUGCGAGAAAUGGCAACAGAAGUGAAAAAUAUGUUGGACUUUAAGAUGAAUGCUGUUAUGAGACUGGUGGAGAGCGCGGAGCAGGCAGCCGUGUCUGAACCCAGGGAUGGAAACGCAUCGCCGAAAUAUUAUUCUUCGCAGCGUUUCGAUGGUUUUCCGGGUGACGGAAAACUAGCCAUAGCCGGACAAGAAAAUUUACUCUCCUCCAACCGGCACUUUGAUCAUUUGGCCGUGAAUGUUACGCUCUCGACAGUGCUGUUGCCUGCUGGAGUAAAAGAUGAUUAUCGUGAAGUAGCAGCUGGCAUUCAAUGGAGCGAAUACUUGGAUUUGUUGUUCGUGAAUAAUUACGAAAGCGAUCCUUCGUUGUCCUGGCAGUAUUAUGGCGCGACUUCGGGAUUCCUACGACGUUUCCCCGCAAUUUCUUGGCCCCCGUUCGUGGAGCGAGCAUCCACUACAAACGGAAACGCGAACCGGAUCGUUCGAGAUGUGUACGACUUUCGAAUUUCAAAUUGGUUCGUCGGAGCCGCGAACAGCCCAAAAGAUUUGGCUAUAUUGGUCGACAUCGAAUGUUACGCAUCCGAACGGAUUAAACGUUUAGCGAUAAGCACCGUUAAAACUAUUCUUGACACACUGGGUCCCGAUGAUUAUGUUAACGUGUACCGUUACGGAGAUUCCGCGGAAGAGAUUGUUCAGUGCUUCAAGGAUAGUUUGGUUCAAGCUUCACCGGAAAAUAUCCAAGAACUGAAAAUAGCCGCGGGCUCGCUGAAGCACGAAGGAGUGCCGCCGACAAAUAUAUCGGCUGCUCUUGGGACUGUUUUUGAAAUUCUUCACAGAUACAAUAGAACAAGUCAAGGAAGUCAAUGCAACCAAGCGAUUCUGCUCAUUACCGCCGAUAACACUGGAUUACCCACGGAUGUGAUAAAACGAUACAAUUGGCCGCACAUGCCCGUUCGUAUUUUCACGUAUCUCAUAGGGGGUGACAAGAGUCCUGAAUUGCGCGAUACUGCCUGUGCGAACAAAGGAUUUUACGCGAGAAUCACCGACGCAGAAGAAAUCAAGAGCAAAGUUUUCGAAUACGUAAAAGUUCUUGCUCGGCCUAUGGUGCUCUAUCAGCACGAUCAUCCUAUUCAUUGGAGUCCCGUUUACGUCGGUGGAAAGAGUGGCAGAUACGGCAAAGAAGACAUCGGACAGUUAAUGACAUCGGUCACGGCGCCAAUUCUAGAUCGUCGAAACUAUACGGUAAAAGACACGUACGUACAUAUGUAUGUGACGAAACAUAUUCAUAGAUUGUCGUUGACUCCUUGUUUUUUACAUUUAUAGUUAGGCGUCAACGGAUAUUCCUUUGUCGUUGAUAAUAAUGGACGCGUCUUGUAUCAUCCGGAUUUGCGACCUUUGCCCGGAUAUAUAGACUACGAGGAAACAUUGAAACCUACGUACGUUAGCGUAGAUUUAUCGGAAGUCGAACUUGCCGAGUACGAUGGUCCGUCGCAUCCUUUGAACAAUUCUCUUCUUCUCGACUUGAGGCACGAUAUGAUCGAUCAAAAAGAAGGGGAAACAGAUUUCGCGAUAAAAGUUCAUUACGACGAUAUGAGAAGGGUCACCAUUAGACGACAUAAUUACUUUUAUAAACCAAUCGAAGGGACGCCGUUCUCGUUGGGUCUCGGAUUGCCCGAAGGUUAUGGCAUGUUUGAACUGUUGGCCGAACAAGAAAUUAAGCAUGCCAUAAUAAAUGUAACCGAGUACUUUAAGGGAAACAAUUGGAAGGUUCAUCCCGAUUGGGUAUAUUGCGAAUACAAUUCGGCUUCCGAAAAAUGGUUCUCCUCCCCGGAAGAAAGCGUUUUGCAUUUUUUGGCACGAACGCAAAGACCCGGGUGGAAAUGGAUGUCCUUGAGACCAAGGAGUCCAAGCUCGCAUCACAAACAAGCGAGCAAGCCUGACAAAGAUUCGUAUUAUUGCGAUAAAAGAUUAGUGCAGUCUCUUGUUUUGGAUGCGUUGGUUACCGAUGGCUUCGAUAAAAGAGGUGCGAUGCACAAAGAGGAAAAUCAAAGCCCUAUUGCCAUACUGAUGGCUCUACUGCACAGUCAAGGAAAAGGCAGAUUCGGUGUGACAAGGAGUUUCAUCGCAACUAGAAGCGGUCUGUUUCGUUGGCAUGAACACCGACAAAGCAACGAAGAAUCCAUCGAUGAACCACCCUUUGCCGAGAAGUACGCGAGAGCUAUGGAUUCGUCUUGGUACAAACGUGCCGUCGAUCAACAUUCGAUAGAACCGGAAAGUUUCGUUUUCAGCGUACCCUUCGAUGCCGCCGACAGCCCGAGUCCUUUAGUCACAGCUACGCACGCUGUAUUCAUCGGGAAAGGGCAUAAAGCACCAGCUGCGGUCGUUGGUCUUCAAUUUCAACAUUCCUCAUUGGCGUCUCAUUUUGUCAACAUUACUUCGACGUGUAGCGGCACGAAUUGUAAAAAAAAUUGUGCUUCCGAAGAACUGGAUUGUUAUAUCUUAGAUAAUAAUGGAUUCAUCAUUAUUAGCGAGCGUCACGAACACACCGGAAAAUUUUUUGGUGAAAUCGAUGGUACCAUAAUGGAUUCUUUGGUUCAAGAUAGAAUUUACAGAAAGGUGACAGUGACCGACUAUCAAGGCAAAUGCAGCCCACAGGAGUCUCAUCAAUCGGCAGCACCGAAAACUUUUCCCGAAUCCGUCGCCACGACGAUCGCCAUAUUCGGACACUUCUUUUGGAAUUUGGCAUUCGGUUUCAACGUACAAAAUUUAUGGCAGGUCGCUUUCGCGUUCGCCAGUGAAUCCGUACGAACUUUGGACGAUGACACGAUUUUCACGGACACGGUCGAAGAAACGGAGAAACUCGAUUCGCUGACCGGUGGGGAUUCGACCGCCGAACCGUCCGUAGACGAGAACGAUGCAUUUCCUAGGCUUCCAGCGGUCGCUGCCGCAUCUCCCGCUUCUCCUGGUACAACACGCGCUACGUCUGCUUAUUAUCCGCAAAGAAAACUGAGGACUUGCGAGAAGAAAACGGAUCUCUACAUUUUACAGCCCGAAAGGCUCAACACCAGCGGACAAAGUAAUCCCUUAAAGGGAAAAUUAACAAAUUGUCACGUGACUGGGUGCGAAAGACCGUUUAGCGUACAAAAGAUACGACACACGAAUUUGAUCUUACUUGUCGUGGACACGUUAUGUCCAUGUGGGAGUAAACAGCUUAGCAUCGAACCUAUAGAAGCAAUCACAGAGCCUGGAGCCUGCACUGCGAGAAGAGAACGCUUGUAUCGUCGAAGGCCACCGAAAUGCAUAAACUACCAUCCAGAGGAAAUGGAAAUCAAACUUUGCGGUGGUGCCAGUCGUCCUUGUAAUUCCUCUUUCGUCUUAUUUAACGCGAUCAUAUCUGUUGUUCUCGCAUCGCUAUUGGCGUGA
Dufourea novaeangliae is the source of this 3739-nucleotide messenger RNA. RefSeq names its product voltage-dependent calcium channel subunit alpha-2/delta-3 (gene stol). NCBI's taxonomy places the organism in Eukaryota, Metazoa, Arthropoda, Insecta, Hymenoptera, Halictidae. The record is from RefSeq and is a predicted model, not a curated record. The transcript has 23 exons. Gene Ontology annotation, cellular component: voltage-gated calcium channel complex. Gene Ontology annotation, molecular function: voltage-gated calcium channel activity.